AUGAGUAUUACGGAAGAAUCAUAUCAGUCAGCAUUCCAGUACGGACGCAAACUACCAUCAAUUAUCAGUGCCGCUCGAUUACUCAGACUCCGUUCGGGAUCAUUUGAUGAAGAAGGAAAAGACGAGAGAAAGCCAAACCGAAUAAGUCCAUUUUCACCAGAGGCUCGUGUUCCACUACCAAGUGAAAUCGACGAAAACAGUUAUGGAACUACUGUAUGGAAGAGAAAUGAAAGGGAGCGAUUACGUGUUCGUUGUGUGAACGACGGAUAUGAAAGACUGCGUGACCAUCUACCGCUUACCGAAAGCGAUCGUCGUAUUAGUAAAGUGGAUACAUUACGUUUGGCGAUACGAUACAUACGUCAUCUGGAAGCUCUACUACAAGAUUACGACCACUGGGCCAAAUGUGACUGUUUCCAGACCUUUCAAACCGAAUCCGAAGAACGGGCCGAGCGUCUUCGCAGAAUCGAUCGCAGGAAACGUGCGUUGGAUGAUGCAAUAUCUUCAACUCCAUAA
Brugia malayi is the source of this 513-nucleotide messenger RNA. RefSeq lists its product as uncharacterized. Gene Ontology annotation, biological process: developmental process; regulation of transcription by RNA polymerase II. Lineage: Eukaryota; Metazoa; Nematoda; Chromadorea; Rhabditida; Onchocercidae. The record is from RefSeq and is a predicted model, not a curated record. The transcript is spliced from 4 exons. Bases 1 to 513 code for a protein of 170 amino acids. Gene Ontology annotation, molecular function: RNA polymerase II transcription regulatory region sequence-specific DNA binding; DNA-binding transcription factor activity, RNA polymerase II-specific; protein dimerization activity.